Molecule: messenger RNA, 1995 nt
Organism: Mytilinidion resinicola
Lineage: Eukaryota; Fungi; Ascomycota; Dothideomycetes; Mytilinidiales; Mytilinidiaceae
Product: MFS general substrate transporter
Exons: 4
Coding region: 1-1716 (571 amino acids)
Biological process (GO): transmembrane transport
Cellular component (GO): fungal-type vacuole membrane
Molecular function (GO): transmembrane transporter activity
Source: RefSeq, a predicted model, not a curated record
AUGUCACUAUUUGAGCGCGUCAGCGCUAUGGAAGAAUAUGAGCCGUGGAGUCGCGAGCAGAGCCCCAAUGGCCGCCAGCGCAAGAUGAGCUUCAAUCCUGUGGGCUCCUGGGUACCGGAAGCUGCCCAGGAGGAGCCAGUGGGUGCCUUCGAGGUGCCCAAGACCAAGAGGAUAUUCCAGGUCUUCUUCGCCGUUAUCUACUGCCUUCUCGCCGCCGGAAUAGUCUUCGGAUACGCCGCCAUCAAGCCCGUACUGAUUAAGGAAGAGGUAUAUCGGGGAUACUGUACCAAAGAAGAACUAGAGGAGGGCGUACGUGUGUGCUUCGAGCAGGAGAUCCGGCUCAACUUUAUGUUCACCGUAGCCGCAGUCUCCACUAACGUCGUCGCCCUUCCCGUUGGCACAGUCCUCGACCGCUAUGGUCCCCGCGUUUGCGGCAUUGUCGGCUCACUCUUCGUCGCCAUCGGCUGUCUGUUCUUCGCCUUCGCCUGGCAGCUACCUUUUGAUGGAUAUAUCCCCGGCUACCUCUUCCUGGCCCUCGGAGGCCCUUUUAUCUUCAUAUCUUCGUUCCAAUUAAGCAACACCUUCCCGCAAUAUUCUGGUCUUAUCCUCGCUCUUCUCACUGGCGCGUUCGACACGUCCAGUGCUAUAUUCUUGUUCUAUAGACUAAUCUACACAGCCAGCGGAGGCACAUUCUGGCCCGAAAAGUUUUUCCUGGCUUACCUGGUGGUACCCGUAUUCAUCCUUGUUGUCCAAUUAUUUGUCAUGCCGUCAAAUUCCUACAAGACCGUCGGAGAGCUUGUCACGCAAGCCGAAGAAGACACAAGCUUCGACGACCACGCAUCCGAUAGCCAAAUCAACAACCCCGCAGAAGUCCAACGCCUCCGCGAGGCCCGCCGCGUCCACCGCGAAAGUAUCGUUAGCGAAAUUACCGAGCUCCUAGGAAGCGCAGACGCGAAUGAGCAGACUAAGAACGAAGAGAAGAAGAAGAACGUGUCCGGGGUCUGGGGCGCUUUACACGGCCGUACCGCAACUGAGCAGAUCAAGAGCCCGUGGUUUAUUCUUAUCACCCUAUUCACGGUCAUCCAAAUGACCCGCAUCAACUACUUCGUCGCCACCAUUCGCCCGCAAUACGAGUACCUUUUGGGUUCCUACCAAAGCGCUGUCGAAAUCAACAACUUCUUCGACUUCGCCCUCCCUUUCGGCGGCGUCAUCUCCGUCCCUUUCAUCGGCCUGAUCCUCGACAACACCAGCACCCCCUUCUGCCUCGGCGUCCUCGUCGCCAUCGCCACCACCAUCGGCGUCCUCGGCGUGAUCCCUCAAACCUGGGCCGCCUACGCAAACGUCUGCCUCUUCGUGGUCUACCGUCCCUUAUACUACACCACCGUCUCCGACUACGCCGCCAAAGUCUUCGGCUUCGCCACCUUCGGCAAGGUCUACGGGCUGAUCAUCUGCCUGGCGGGGCUGUUCAACUUCUCCCAGUCGGCGCUCGACGCCAUGACGCACAAGCUCUUCAACAACAACCCGAUCCCCGUCAACGUGAUCCUGCUCGGCCUGGCGCUGCUGGUCGGCGUGACGCUCGUCGGGUUCGUGUGGAAGAAGAGCAACACGAUCCACCGCGAGAACAUCGAGGAGGAGGCCGAGGGCGCGCGCGAGACGCUCAUGCCGGGGGCGGCGCUGAAUGGGGUGAAUGGGUACGGGGCUACGGAUAGCCAUUAAAAGCGGACAUGAGUGCGGGAGUAGAGGGGGAGGGGGGUAAGGCGGAAAAUUGAGAGAGAUUAGAAGAAUGAGUGAUGAAUCUCAUUAGAGUGGCGUUUUGCGGUGUGCAUGAUACCUUGGCAAUUUUUCGGUACGAUCAAGAGGGUUUGCAUAUGGGUGGUUUUAUUGAUAUUAUUUUUUGUAUAGGGUCUGGAUGGAGGUGUGGAUGGUGGGGAUGGGAUGCAGUAGCGUUUUUUGUACGUCUAUGUACAUACAUACGAAUGACCCGAUAAAGACGAG